This is a messenger RNA of Racocetra persica, 154 nucleotides long. Lineage: Eukaryota; Fungi; Glomeromycota; Glomeromycetes; Diversisporales; Gigasporaceae. The record is from the annotation of a GenBank genome assembly.
AUUAAUUGAUUUAGCCGACAAAGAAUUAGAAGUUAAAGGAAAUCAGCAAACUAUCAAAGACUUAACCCAAAAAAAGGAUGAUUUACAAAUCCAAUUAGAUUUAGCCACAAAAACCAAGGAACAAUUAGCCCAAGAAUUAGCAAAAGAAAAAUGA